AUGCGCAAGGGGGGCAGCGACGAUCGGCCUACUUGGACAGGCCUCGAGGGUCUUUCUACCCGCCCCCGCCUGCGACUUGAUGCCGGAACACCUUGGGUUACCAACAAAGCUUGCAGCGGUCCCGGCAUGAAGUUCGCCCUGUGGUUAUCAGCCUUGCUGGCGGCCGUGAUCCCCACGGUCCAAGCAGCCAGCGCUGCCGAACUGCAACAGAUUGUCUCGGUUAUGCCGGCAUGCGGAUUGCUCUGUCUCGAGAAGAACAUCGCCGCAUCGCCUUGCGGACUGACAGAUACCGAAUGCAGCUGCUCCAACUCGACCCUGAACGCUCAAAUAGAGCUUUGCGUCGUAUCGUCCUGCAAAGUCAAGCAGCAAUUGGCAACAAAGAAUGCCACCCAGACUUUGUGUGGCGCGCCAAUUCGGGACAGAACAAGCUCCGUGUCUGUUUCUGGCAUUGUUGGGGGUAUUUGUGCGUUGCUCGCCUAUAUCCUUCGCAUGAUCUCUCGACUCCCUCAAUUUGGCGGCGUCAUGGGCUGGGAUGACGCCAUGAUGACUGUGGUCGUCCUUUUGGUCGCGCCACUCACUUGCCUUUCGGUCGUCUUGGCAAACCUGGGACUGGGUAAAGAUAUUUGGACAUUACCAUUCGAAAACAUUACCCACAUCCUCUACAUCUACUACUUUGACGAGGAUCUGUAUCUCUCUGCACUUCCGUUGCUGAAGAUUUCCAUCCUGCUCUUCUAUCUGCGAAUCUUCCCAGAAAAAGGCUUUCGCAAAAUGGUAUUCGUGACCAUUGGGCUCUGCGCUGGAUAUUGUAUCGCCUUCGUACUGGUCUCCGUCUUUCAAUGCCGCCCGAUACGGUAUGCCUGGCUCCAGUGGGAUGACGAACAUAAAGGAUCGUGCAACAACAUCAACGCUCAGGGAUGGUCCAGCGCAGCGAUCAAUGUUGUUCUGGACAUUAUUGUCAUCUUUCUUCCAUUGCCCCAGCUAUGGAAGUUGCAGCUGAACAAGCGUAAAAAGUUCCUGCUGCUUCUUAUGUUCUCUGUCGGCUUCUUCGUUACCAUCGUCAGUGUCCUCCGCCUCCAGGUUCUCAUUCAGUUCGGCAGCACGCAGAAUUUGACGUGGGACUACACUGCCGUUGGCUAUUGGUCAACCAUUGAGAUCCACGUGGGAAUGAUAUGUGCAUGCAUGCCGGCCAUACGCGCGCUCCUCAUGCAAUGGAUGCCCAAGAUCAUGGGUCAAACAACCAAAGACAAGUCCUACGGUGCAACAUCAUCAGCCAUCAGUAACAAGUUCGGUGGCAGCAAUGCCAUAGCGAAAGGCAGUCAGCUCUCAAGUCGACCAAAAGGCGAAGAUGAUGGCGACUUCAUUCCGCUAGUCGACGUCGAGAGUCAGGCGGGCACAUCCGUCCACGGCGGACAAAGUCUGCCGCCCACCAGAGCCGGGUACCAUGCAACGUAG
Molecule: messenger RNA, 1452 nt
Organism: Diplodia corticola
Lineage: Eukaryota; Fungi; Ascomycota; Dothideomycetes; Botryosphaeriales; Botryosphaeriaceae
Product: cfem domain-containing protein
Exons: 8
Coding region: 1-1452 (483 amino acids)
Source: RefSeq, a predicted model, not a curated record